Messenger RNA from Knipowitschia caucasica, 4509 nucleotides. NCBI's taxonomy places the organism in Eukaryota, Metazoa, Chordata, Actinopteri, Gobiiformes, Gobiidae. The record is from the annotation of a GenBank genome assembly.
AUGAACAAGGAGAUGAACAAGGAGAUGAACAAGGAGGAGCCGACAGGAGCCGACAGGAGCCGACAGGAGCCGACAGGAGCCGACAGGAGCCGACAGGAGCCGACAGGAGCCGACAGGAGCCGACAGGAGCCGACAGGAGCCGACAGGAGACGACAGGAGCCGACAGGAGACGACAGGAGCCGACAGGAGCCGACAGGAGCCGACAGGAGCCGACAGGAGCCGACAGGAGCCGACAGGAGCCGACAGGAGCCGACAGGAGCCGACAGGAGCCGACAGGAGACGACAGGAGCCGAGAGGAGCCGACAGGAGCCGAGAGGAGCCGACAGGAGCCGACAGGAGCCGAGAGGAGCCGACAGGAGCCGGCAGGAGCCGACAGGAGCCGACAGGAGCCGACAGGAGCCGACAGGAGCCGACAGGAGCCGACAGGAGCCGACAGGAGACGACAGGAGCCGACAGGAGCCGACAGCAGCCGACAGCAGCCGACAGGAGCCGACAGGAGCCGACAGGAGCCGACAGGAGCCAACAGGAGCCGACAGGAGACGACAGCAGCCGUCAGGAGACGACAGCAGCCGUCAGGAGACGACAGGAGCCGACAGGAGCCGACAGGAGACGACAGGAGCCGACAGGAGACGACAGGAGCCGACAGGAGCCGACAGGAGACGACAGCAGCCGUCAGGAGACGACAGGAGCCGACAGGAGCCGACAGGAGACGACAGGAGCCGACAGGAGCCGACAGCAGCCGUCAGGAGACGACAGGAGCCGACAGCAGUCGUCAGGAGCCGACAGGAGCCGACAGGAGACGACAGGAGCCGACAGGAGCCGACAGGAGACGACAAGGAGACGACAGGAGACGACAGGAGCCGACAGGAGCCGACACAGAGACGACAGGAGCCGAGAGGAGCCGACAGGAGACGACAGGAGCCGACAGGAGACGACAGGAGCCGACAGGAGCCGACAGGAGACGACAGGAGCCGAGAGGAGACGACAGGAGACGACAGGAGACGACAGGAGCCGACAGGAGACGACAGGAGCCGAGAGGAGCCGACAGGAGCCGAGAGGAGCCGAGAGGAGACGACAGGAGCCGAGAGGAGCCGACAGGAGCCGAGAGGAGCCGACAGGAGCCGGCAGGAGCCGACAGGAGCCGACAGGAGCCGACAGGAGACGACAGGAGCCGACAGGAGCCGACAGGAGACGACAGGAGCCGAGAGGAGACGACAGGAGACGACAGGAGCCGACAGGAGCCGACAGGAAACGACAGGAGCCGAGAGGAGCCGACAGGAGCCGAGAGGAGCCGAGAGGAGACGACAGGAGCCGAGAGGAGCCGACAGGAGCCGAGAGGAGCCGACAGGAGCCGGCAGGAGCCGACAGGAGCCGACAGGAGCCAACAGGAGCCGACAGGAGCCGACAGGAGCCGACAGCAGCCGACAGCAGCCGACAGGAGCCGACAGGAGCCGACAGGAGCCGACAGGAGCCGACAGGAGACGACAGGAGCCGACAGGAGCCGACAGGAGCCGACAGGAGACGACAGGAGCCGACAGGAGCCGACAGGAGACGACAGCAGCCGUCAGGAGACGACAGGAGCCGACAGGAGCCGACAGGAGACGACAGGAGCCGACAGGAGCCGACAGCAGCCGUCAGGAGACGACAGGAGCCGACAGCAGCCGUCAGGAGCCGACAGGAGCCGACAGGAGACGACAGGAGCCGACAGGAGACGACAGGAGACGACAGGAGACGACAGGAGACGACAGGAGCCGACAGGAGCCGACAGGAGACGACAGGAGCCGAGAGGAGCCGACAGGAGACGACAGGAGCCGACAGGAGACGACAGGAGCCGACAGGAGCCGACAGGAGACGACAGGAGCCGAGAGGAGACGACAGGAGACGACAGGAGACGACAGGAGCCGACAGGAGACGACAGGAGCCGAGAGGAGCCGACAGGAGCCGAGAGGAGCCGAGAGGAGACGACAGGAGCCGAGAGGAGCCGACAGGAGCCGAGAGGAGCCGACAGGAGCCGGCAGGAGCCGACAGGAGCCGACAGGAGCCGACAGGAGACGACAGGAGCCGACAGGAGCCGACAGGAGACGACAGGAGCCGAGAGGAGACGACAGGAGACGACAGGAGCCGACAGGAGCCGACAGGAGACGACAGGAGCCGACAGGAGACGACAGGAGCCGAGAGGAGCCGAGAGGAGACGACAGGAGCCGAGAGGAGCCGACAGGAGCCGAGAGGAGCCGACAGGAGCCGGCAGGAGCCGACAGGAGCCGACAGGAGCCGACAGGAGCCGACAGGAGCCGACAGCAGCCGACAGCAGCCGACAGGAGCCGACAGGAGCCGACAGGAGCCGACAGGAGCCGACAGGAGACGACAGGAGCCGACAGGAGCCGACAGGAGCCGACAGGAGCCGACAGGAGACGACAGCAGCCGUCAGGAGACGACAGCAGCCGUCAGGAGACGACAGGAGCCGACAGGAGCCGACAGGAGACGACAGGAGCCGACAGGAGACGACAGGAGCCGACAGGAGACGACAGGAGCCGACAGGAGCCGACAGGAGACGACAGCAGCCGUCAGGAGACGACAGGAGCCGACAGGAGCCGACAGGAGACGACAGGAGCCGACAGCAGCCGACAGGAGACGACAGGAGCCGACAGGAGCCGACAGGAGACGACAGGAGCCGAGAGGAGCCGACAGGAGCCGACAGGAGACGACAGGAGCCGACAGGAGCCGACAGCAGCCGUCAGGAGCCGACAGGAGACGACAGGAAACGACAGGAGCCGAGAGGAGCCGACAGGAGACGACAGGAGCCGACAGGAGACGACAGGAGCCGAGAGGAGCCGACAGGAGACGACAGGAGCCGAGAGGAGCCGACAGGAGCCGACAGGAGCCGACAGGAGCCGACAGGAGCCGACAGGAGCCGACAGGAGACGACAGGAGCCGAGAGGAGCCGACAGGAGACGACAGGAGCCGACAGGAGACGACAGGAGCCGAGAGGAGCCGACAGGAGACGACAGGAGCCGAGAGGAGCCGACAGGAGACGACAGGAGCCGAGAGGAGCCGACAGGAGCCGACAGGAGCCGACAGGAGCCGACAGGAGCCGACAGGAGCCGAGAGGAGCCGACAGGAGACGACAGGAGACGACAGGAGCCGACAGGAGCCGACAGGAGCCGACAGGAGCCGACAGGAGCCGACAGGAGCCGACAGGAGCCGACAGGAGACGACAGGAGCCGACAGCAGCCGACAGGAGCCGACAGGAGACGACAGGAGCCGACAGCAGCCGACAGGAGCCGACAGGAGCCGUCAGGAGCCAACAGGAGACGACAGGAGCCGACAGCAGCCGACAGGAGCCGACAGGAGACGACAGGAGCCGACAGCAGCCGACAGGAGCCGACAGGAGCCGUCAGGAGCCAACAGGAGCCGACAGGAGACGACAGGAGCCGAGAGGAGCCGACAGGAGACGACAGGAGCCGAGAGGAGACGACAGGAGACGACAGGAGCCGACAGGAGCCGACAGGAGACGACAGGAGACAACACGAGACGACAGGAGACGACAGGAGACGACAGGAGACGACAGGAGCCGACAGGAGCCGACAGGAGCCGACAGGAGACGACAGCAGCCGACAGGAGCCGACAGGAGCCGACAGGAGCCGACAGGAGCCGACAGGAGCCGACAGGAGACGACAGCAGCCGUCAGGAGACGACAGGAGCCGACAGGAGACGACAGGAGACGACAGGAGCCGACAGGAGCCGACAGGAGCCGACAGGAGCCGACAGGAGCCGACAGGAGCCGACAGGAGCCGACAGGAGACGACAGGAGCCGACAGCAGCCGACAGGAGCCGACAGGAGACGACAGGAGCCGACAGGAGCCGACAGGAGCCGACAGGAGCCGACAGGAGACGACAGGAGACGACAGGAGCCGACAGGAGACGACAGGAGACGACAGGAGACGACAGGAGACGACAGGAGACGACAGGAGACGACAGGAGCCGACAGCAGCCGACAGGAGACGACAGGAGCCGACAGGAGCCGAGAGGAGCCGACAGGAGACGACAGGAGCCGACAGGAGACGACAGGAGCCGACAGGAGCCGAGAGGAGCCGACAGCAGCCGUCAGGAGCCGACAGGAGCCGACAGGAGACGACAGGAGCCGACAGGAGACGACAGGAGCCGAGAGGAGCCGACAGGAGACGACAGGAGCCGAGAGGAGACGACAGGAGACGACAGGAGCCGACAGGAGCCGACAGGAGACGACAGGAGACAACACGAGACGACAGGAGACGACAUGAGACGACAGGAGACGACAGGAGCCGACAGCAGCCGACAGGAGCCGACAGGAGACGACAGGAGCCGACAGGAGACACCAGGAGACGACAGGAGACGACAGGAGACGACAGGAGACGACAGGAGACGAUAGGAGCCGACAGGAGACGACAGGAGACGACAGGAGACGACAGGAGCCGACAGGAGACGACAGGAGACGACAGGAGACGACAGGAGACGCAGAGAUUCAGCUGA